UCUGUGCCUUACAUUGAUUGCUGCUUUGCUUUAGAGUGCAGGCAAGCAUGUCUCGCUUCCAAGUGGCGGGCGCCGGCUUAUACUGUAGAUCCUCUUAGAUCCUGCCUCGUUGAAACCUGUCAUCAAUCCGUCUUCUCGGUCACGGUUGUCACACCAUCAGACCCAACUUUAGAAGUUUUUUACAAGCUCGCUUGGCAUAUCUAUCACUGACGUUUCCCCGUUGCAAACCCUUUAUAUCUGCUGUCCUUUCCAAGACUUGUUGGCGCUAAGUUGGUCAUUACUCGCGAAGUGUUGCUCUAUCACGACUAGUAGUCUGAUCGACAACUCCGUCCUAAAUCAAUCCUAAAGGGGUUGACUAUAUCAACCACCUAAGCGAACCCCCCCUAAUCAUUUAAUUUAACAUACAAAAUUUACCAACUCAAGAAAAGAAAAUAAAUAUGAUGGAUAACUUCACCUUACGAACCGUCGUAAUGUCGGCCAUCCUGUCCGCCGCUCUAGGUCUGGCAUACCCAGCCGCCGAGACCCCGAGCCCGACCAUAGCAGCAAGACCCUGCACCACGGGCUCGCCCGUCGUCACGGCAGGAUACACCAUCAAGUAUGCUCCGGCGGUCCCAACCGGAAGAUUCGAUGACGGGUAUCAGCCGGAGCAAGCGUGGUCGAAGGACCACGUCGUUGGCACCUACACCUUUGGCGUGCCAGAGCCGGUGGAGUCCGGCUUCGCCUACGCGCAGUUCAAGUGCCAGUACUACUGCAACGGGGGCCCCGACGCCGGAAGCUUCUUCGUCAACUACGCGGGGGCCGGCCAGGGCUCGCUUUGCUCGUGCUUUGAUGAUUUGCUGGAGCCGGAGAGCUUUGUCUCCAAUAACCAGACUAUGGUUGGAGCGUGGAACCACAUCUGCUAAACUAGGUAUCUAUAUGUCACGAGGGUGGUUUUCUUAGGAUGGG
Messenger RNA from Hypoxylon fragiforme, 945 nucleotides. RefSeq lists its product as uncharacterized. Bases 438 to 902 code for a protein of 154 amino acids. Lineage: Eukaryota; Fungi; Ascomycota; Sordariomycetes; Xylariales; Hypoxylaceae. The record is from RefSeq and is a predicted model, not a curated record. The transcript is spliced from 3 exons.